ACGUGACAGAAUUCGCGCCAAUGUUUGUACACACAAAAACAGCUCUUUACGGAGUGUGGUGACUGUUCAUUUCUAGCAUUUUUGUGAUCGAGAAAAUAUCAAAUAAUAGGCAUAGAUUGGCGUGUUAACAGUGGCACUUAUUUAGUAGACAAUGGCACCACGAAAUUACGCUGAUGAUAAAGAAACGGCAAGAACAUUUUUGGCAGAGUUUUACACAGAUGCUGGCAAGAGUGGUGGGAAAGUAUUCAAAUAUGCCAACACACUGACUAAAAUUGCUCAUCGAGAGGAGGUUGCCAUGACAAUUGAACUGGACGAUGUUGCUGAGCAUGAUGGUGAUCUUGCCGAAGCGAUAGCGGACAACACAUGUCGCUAUGUAAAAAUAUUUGCAGAUGCCAUUCAGGAAAUGUUGCCAGACUACAAAGACAAAGAUGCUGUGGUCAAAGACUCCUUAGAUGUUUAUAUCGAACAUCGUCUUUUAAUGGAACAACGCAUUCGUGGUCAGAAUCCAACAGAACAGAGACCUACUAAUAAUCAGUUCCCACCUGAACUGAUGCGUAGAUUUGAGGUCUACUUCAAGGCACCAGCUUUGCAGAAACCAAUGACAAUACGUGAUGUGAAAGCAGAGAAGAUUGGAAAGCUGGUGGCAGUACGUGGUAUUGUCACGCGCACAACCGAAGUAAAACCGAGGAUGACUGUUGCCACGUAUACCUGUGAUCAGUGUGGUGCCGAGACCUAUCAACUGAUAAAUUCACCAACAUUUAUGCCACUUCUUAUGUGCCCAAGUCAGGAUUGUACAACUAACAAAUCUGGAGGCCGACUCUAUCUUCAAACACGUGGUUCCAAGUUCGUCAAAUUUCAAGAAAUCAAGGUGCAAGAAAACAGUGACGAGGUUCCUGUUGGCAACAUUCCAAGAAGCGUGACUAUUCAUGUGCGUGGAGAGACGACACGCAAAUGUCAACCAGGAGACCAUGUUGGCAUCACAGGUGUCUUUUUGCCAAUGCUAAAGGUUGGAUUCAGCCAGAUUUCACAAGGUCUCCUCUCAGAGACAUACAUAGAUGCCCAUAGCAUUGAAAAGUUGAACAAGACAACAGAAGGAGAAGAUGAUACACCUGAGCUAACUGAAGAUGAAAUUGCUCAAAUUGCUGAGGAUGAUUUUUAUGAGAAAUUAGCUUCAUCCAUUGCACCAGAGAUCUACGGCCAUGAGGAUGUAAAGAAAGCUUUGUUGUUGCUACUAGUUGGUGGUGUUGACCAAUCACCACAAGGAAUGAAGAUCAGAGGAAAUAUAAACAUUUGUUUGAUGGGGGAUCCUGGUGUUGCGAAGAGUCAGCUGCUUGGAUACAUCGAUAGACUGGCACCACGAAGCCAGUACACGACAGGUCGGGGGUCAUCUGGUGUCGGUCUUACUGCAGCCAUUAUGAAGGACUCUGUCACUGGUGAGAUGGUUCUAGAGGGCGGUGCACUGGUUUUGGCUGAUCAGGGUGUGUGUUGCAUUGAUGAGUUUGAUAAGAUGAUGGAAGCAGACCGUACAGCUAUCCAUGAAGUCAUGGAACAACAGACUAUUUCCAUUGCAAAGGCUGGCAUCAUGACGUCUCUAAAUGCUCGCGUGUCAAUUUUAGCAGCUGCUAAUCCCGCCUACGGCCGCUACAAUCCAAAGAAGUCCAUCGAACACAACAUUCAGCUGCCCGCUGCAUUGCUCUCAAGGUUUGACCUUUUGUGGCUUAUUCAAGAUAAACCAGACCGAGAGAAUGAUCUGAGGCUAGCCCAGCAUAUUACAUAUGUACAUCAACACAAACAGCAGCCACCUUCGCAGUUCACUCCCCUGGAUAUGAGUCUGAUGAGGCGAUACAUAGCAUUGUGUAAGAAGAAGAAGUCAGUUAUUCCAGAAGCUCUCAGUGAAUACAUUACAGGUGCCUAUGUUGAAAUGAGGAAAGAAGCGCGAAGCAACAGCAAAGACACAACAUUUACAUCCCCAAGAACGCUACUAGCAAUACUACGACUUGCCACAGCUCUGGCAAGACUACGAUUAGUUGACGUUGUUGAGAAGGAAGAUGUUAACGAAGCAAUGCGAUUGAUGGAAAUGUCAAAGGACUCUCUUACUGGUCAACAGGACACAACUGCAAGGAGGCAGAGGUCAGAAGACGUCAUCUUCGGCAUUCUCCGUGAUAUGGCAACCGAGAAGAAGACAAAGAGAAUCAAGUACACAGAUGCCAGCGCUUCAUGUCUUGCUAAAGGUUUCACGCCAGAUCAAUUUGAAGAAGCUUUGGAAGCUUACGAGGAACUUAACAUCUGGCAGAUAAACAAUGCGAAAACUACGAUCACAUUUGUUUAAGGAUGAAAUCAACAUGAACUAAUUUAUUACUUUUUGACUGAUAAUAACACUGUAAUUAUAACUUGUUCAUUUACGUCUCUUUAGGAGGAGAAUAAUUGUGUCAUAGGUUAGUUUUAUCAGCUUAAAACCAUGCAUCAAUAUUAUCACAAACAGAUUCAAAUGACUAAAAAUAUUUUGAUAUGCUGAUAGUACAUGUUAAUGUAAAAGAAUAUAAAAAGGUUAAAAUGGAACAUUAUUCAAAAUAUC
Messenger RNA from Anneissia japonica, 2575 nucleotides. RefSeq names its product DNA replication licensing factor mcm7-A-like. NCBI's taxonomy places the organism in Eukaryota, Metazoa, Echinodermata, Crinoidea, Comatulida, Comatulidae. Gene Ontology annotation, cellular component: MCM complex; nucleus. The record is from RefSeq and is a predicted model, not a curated record. Gene Ontology annotation, molecular function: single-stranded DNA helicase activity; ATP hydrolysis activity; single-stranded DNA binding. The transcript is spliced from 17 exons. Gene Ontology annotation, biological process: DNA replication initiation; double-strand break repair via break-induced replication; DNA strand elongation involved in DNA replication. The coding region runs from base 152 to 2329 and encodes 725 amino acids.